UAAAUUUUGAACUUGACAAGAUGCAUCAUACUACGAAACAUUUAUUGUACGAUGGGAAGACAAGUCCAAUAGCCUGGAAUUGGUACAAGCUAGAUGACAAGGACCCAAAUACUCCAUGUCCUCGCUCCUUGCUUUCAUGAGUCUCCCUCGAUAGUAAGCUCUACAUCUUCGGAGGAUAUGAUGGUAUUGCAAGGAAAUAAUGAUUUUUACUCUUUCGAUACUGAAAAGCUGGUCUGGAAACAAAUUAAAACAUGUGAUAUUCCUCCAAUUUCGAGAGAUAGACAUGUAGCUGUUGUUUACAACAGGUCUAUCUAUAUUUUCGGUGGCUAUGAUGGCUUCAACAGAGUUAAUGACUUUUAUGAGUAUAAUGUAGACACUGAAUCCUGGCAAGAAGUUAUUUUCUGAGGGAAGGAAGGACCUCCUACUCCAAGACAUUCUCAUUCAGCUGUAGUAUAUGAAGAUUGUAUGUACGUCUUUGGAGGAUAUGAUGGGAAUUAUAAGAAUGACUUUUAUAAAUUUAACUUUACUAAGAACCAAUGGACAAGAAUCAAAUCAACAGAUCAUGUUUGGCCUACCUCUCGAUACAGGACCUCAUGCACUGUAGUUGAUGAGAAAAUGUACAUGUUUGGCGGCCAUGAUGGUCAACAACAAUUAAAUGACUUUUACUACUAUAAUUUUAAAAAGAAGAAGUGGAAUCUGAUCAAUUAUUCAAAGUCUUUUGAACCUUCGCCAAGGGACUCACAUAUUCUUGCUCACUGAGACGACUCUAUCCUUUUAUUUGGAGGUUCUUCAGGAUGCGCCAAAAGUGAUUUCUAUCAGUUCAAAAUCAACGAAGGUGAGUGGAAACCCAUCAAGCACGAUGACGGUGUCAAACCAUCAUGCCGCUUCUGUCAUGUUGGUUCUGUUGUCAACGACAAACUAUAUAUCUUCGGAGGUUAUGACGGUAAAAUUCGUCUCAACGAUUUCUACUUCUUUGUCAUCUCCAAAGAAAAAGAUUUGACUUUCAACUCGAUGCUCAAAUUCGUAAACAAUCCUCAGUACUCAGACGUGAUCCUUGAGUUCCCUGAAGAAGAAUCUUGUGAGAAGAAGUUUAUCUACGCUCAUCGCUUGCUUCUCUCGAAGUAUCCCUAUUUCGAGAAAAUGAUCGACGACCUCUGUGGAUAUGAAGACUCUACAGAAGAAAGCAAGAGCUUUCUAGAAGAGUUUCCUGACGAGUGGUCAGGGCUUUCUUCUCACGAAAAUAGUAUGCACUCUGUCAAGAUUUCUACCAUAAACUCUGAAGACAGUUUCCCUCCUGAGGAAGAGAAGGAGAGAGCCAUUGAAGACAUCGAGGAAUCUAAAAGCGAUAUUGAGUUCACUGAAGAAUUUUCCGUCAGGGAGCAAAGCUUUUGUGAUAAAAUUUUAAGCGAGCCUCCAAACGAAGAGGAUUAUCUUAGUGAUGAAGAUGACAUUGAGCUCCCCUUGAAAAUCAAUAUGAACGAUAUCUCAUAUGAUACCUGCUUGGAUAUCGUCAGAUAUAUCUAUACUGAUUACUGAGAGGUUUUACUUGAGAAUGCCAUGAAACUACUCAAAGCUGCUAGCACUUUCCAAAUCAAUCGUCUGAAAGACCUCUGCGAGAGAAAAAUUAGUAGUAGUAUUAAUAGUGAAAACUCUGCGAAUAUCCUGAUGCAAGCCCAUUCUACUGAUGCUACUACUCUGAAGGAGAUGUCACAAGAUUUUAUCGUGAAAAACUUUGACACAGUCUCUAAAUCAGACGGCUUCCUAAAAAUGGUUACUGCUUAUCCUGAACUGGCUGUUGAAGUCCUAAAGAAGAGAUAAAUCCAGCUAGAAGUAAUAAGAGUUCAACUAUACCGCUGAGAGCUUGAAAGGACUUGCAUAUCAACGAGGGGCCUUAGAAGCCCUCAGGAUCUGUG
Messenger RNA from Moneuplotes crassus, 1913 nucleotides. The record is from the annotation of a GenBank genome assembly. Lineage: Eukaryota; Ciliophora; Spirotrichea; Euplotida; Euplotidae.